CGGACAACUGUCAUCCAGCUCGGGUCAUUCCUAUAUUAUAAACCAACGAUAUUCCAUUUUCUUGGAAGUCCUCAGACAAGAACUUUCCCUAAGUUUUCAUCUCCGAUCUUCUUCAACUAACAUGUACGUAUAUUAAGGGAGAGGUUUCGGAGUUUAGGUUAAAUAAACAAGGAUUCAUGGAAGGGUGGAACAACGACGUUGGAUCACUUGCUGUGAAAGAUCAGGGUACAUCAGAAAGAGCAAGAAGCGAUGAAAAACGUCUUAUCACUGGCUUAAAAUCGAGUUACGGCUACGUUGAUCAUGAUCAAGCAGAUAUUCAGUUUCAAAUUGUUCCAGAGAUUCAUAAAGAAGAAGAAAAAUCAGAGAAAGACUUGAUGUUGGCUGUCCCUGAUGAACAUUCUGAAACUGGUGAUCAUCAUGAUCUUCAAAUCAAUGGCUUUUCAGAUAGUUCAGAUAAUCAAUAUUAUUCGAGAAAUAAGCAUGACAAGCUAAAACGGCGUAGUCUCGGGAACUUCAGUGAUGAUGAAUCAGAGGGGUUCACAAGAGAAGUUCCUACGGUGACAAUAAAAGGUUUCAAGAAAAGAAGAAGAGACGAUAUCGAUAUGAUGAGUAAUAAGAUGCAUACGCUACAGCAACUCUUACCUAAUUGUCACAAGGAGGACACGGUUUCCGUUCUCGAUACGGCCAUUGAGUAUAUGAAAGAUCUUCAAUUUCAACUCCAGGUGAUGUCUAUAAUGAGGAUGAAUCGUUAUUUUGCUCUGGCGACAUUAAACUUAGGAAUGCACAACGACCUGGUGACGGCGAUGGCAAUGGCUCAGGGUAUAAAUCUGAUGAAUCAAACAACGUCGCCACCAUUAAUCCCGACGCCGAAUUGGCCGUUGCCACCCUUUAGUAAUAUACCAUUCCCACACACAGCUUACCAAUCUCUAUUUCCUACAACAGCAUUACCAGCUUCUUCUACUCAAUGUGUUUGCGGUUUGGCUCCUUGUUUUCCAAGUUUCCUUGAUUUUUCUUCCCGUAUGAUGGGUGGAAGACAAUAAUAUAUAAGUUGCUACAUAAAACUUUGUAUGAAAUGUUCGUCAACUAGGAGAAAACAAAAAAAAAAUCGAAAAUAAGGCAUAUGCACAAUGUGAUUUAUAUAUUUGGGUCUUGAGUUGACCAGUGUGUUUUAAGUACAUUAUUUACACACAGUUUGGUGAUGUGCAAAGUUUUAUAAUAUUUUAACGGUAUCAUGAUCUGAUA
This is a messenger RNA of Raphanus sativus (radish), 1242 nucleotides long. Its product is annotated as transcription factor HFR1. The record is from RefSeq and is a predicted model, not a curated record. Gene Ontology annotation, cellular component: nucleus. Bases 177 to 1040 code for a protein of 287 amino acids. NCBI's taxonomy places the organism in Eukaryota, Viridiplantae, Streptophyta, Magnoliopsida, Brassicales, Brassicaceae. The transcript has 5 exons. Gene Ontology annotation, molecular function: protein dimerization activity.